Messenger RNA from Brienomyrus brachyistius, 3799 nucleotides. RefSeq names its product CD276 antigen-like. Lineage: Eukaryota; Metazoa; Chordata; Actinopteri; Osteoglossiformes; Mormyridae. The transcript is spliced from 12 exons. The record is from RefSeq and is a predicted model, not a curated record. Gene Ontology annotation, biological process: cell surface receptor signaling pathway; positive regulation of T cell proliferation; T cell costimulation. Bases 1019 to 1939 code for a protein of 306 amino acids. Gene Ontology annotation, cellular component: external side of plasma membrane.
UCUGGGAUUCCAAUUAUGCUGGCUGAUUAAGGCUGGCAUCUAGCUCCUGAUGAGCAGGGAGGUUUUUGGAUGACGGAUGACAGAAGUGCAUUAAAGCCCCGCAUUUCGAGAGUCAAUGCAUUAGGGAGAUAAUUAAGCGAACACAAGGAAACAAGUCCAACUUAUGUAUAAAGAAAGCUGUCGGCCGCAGUAUUUGGGAUGCGAGAUAUUUUUGGGAGAUUGCGUAAUUCACAAUUGUCUUAGAAGUGUAUUAAAUAGAUGAUUAUACAUUCUGUGAUAUGCAUUUAGUUGACAUACGAGUAAUAGCGCAAUAAGAUGAAUAAUGUGUUACAAUCGAUUGACGUAUUUCUGAGUCACUGUUUAUUCACUUCGUAUAUUUUCUUUGUACGUUUUGCUCUUAGCAGACUAUUGACCAUGGCUGUUUGGAAGCGCUGGUUUUGCGGCCUAUACCAACACGGAUUUAGUCUAAUUAACAAUGUUAAUUCGGUGUUUAUAUUACCGAGCACUCGUUGGUUAUGCAAAUUGUCUUCCUUACGGUAAGGCUGGCUUGUUGGGUUUAUUUUUAAGCUCCCUACUAAACAUACAGACUUGCUGCACUCUUAAAUGGACUGCUAUGUUACAAAUUUAAAUGUCCCCCUCAUAACACUGCAGGGUACCUACAGAAACCGAAGCUGGGCUGCAAAGACGCCCCAAUACUGUCACCGUGCCCUUGAAUGCUGAGAUCAACCCGGUGACCCAACCAUGGCCACAGCAGUCAGACUCUUUCCUCUUUUGGUGUAUGCCAGCUGCACCUUGAGGAUUAUGCCCUCUAAUGGCGAGUAGCGACUCCGCGAGCUUUAGCGAUGAAGAAUCCCAGUGAUGUUUGGGAGCCCAGUUCCUAAAUUGUACAGAUAAGGGCUCCAGCAUUGCAGAUAGAAUCUGGCUGUUUUAACUACCAUUUUCCAUAAGAAUAAUUGAGGACUGUUGAUUUCCUGUUUGAGCAAAUGUUUUCAACUAUUACGAAAUAUAAUAGCUAAACAUGUCUUUUGCAAAUCGUGGGCUAAGUUUCAGUCCAUUGGAUUCAUUCUCUGUGUCUCUGACAGGGUUUGUCAGUUUAAACUGCCUCCAAGAGAAUCGCGGACUGCAUGGCAUGGAUUCUGUGAUUCAGUGUUGGGUGAAAUCCGGCUAUCCAAACGUGAGAAUCGUGGCGGUGGUGUGGAGGAGGCUGGGGCUGUCCCCCCCCCUGCUCUCCUUCAUCGGGGGCGUGCUAAAGCAGGGCCCCCGUUUCCAACUGGCAGAGCCUCGCUGGGAUGAGGGCCGUGCCGUGGUGUCCCUGCUGGUGAGGGCCACCCGUGUGGCUGAUGAAGGGCUUUACCAUUGUUUGGUGCUGACGGACCAUGGAUACGCUGAGAAAACGGCACACCUGCGAGUCACAGCCAGGUACACUGGGCUAAUCGUGUCCUCCGUCCCGGAGAGUAACAUUCAAGACAAGACGGCAGUGGAAAUGUUCUGCAAUGCCCAGGGCGGUUAUCCAAAGGGCGCCAUCCGGUGGUUCGACCAGUAUGGCACAGAUUGGUCCCGCAGCGCUGAGACCGUGGCAAGAGAAACCGCAGACGGGCGCUUCGACAUUGUCAGCAAGUUUGCUGUGAGGAGGGUGUCCUCCGCCUCCCCCAGGUACCGAUGCUGCCUGCUCGACGGGGCUGGGGACAAGGAGGCCGAGGUUGAACUUCGUCUGAGCUUUGCUGUUCCAGGUCAAGAAAAGGCAACAGCGGCAAGAAGGAGCUACAAAGCUGUUACAGCGAGCGUCAUCGUCCUGGGGUCACUGGUCUGUGGUUUUCUGGUCCUCGUUCUCCUUCAGAGGAGCGAGAGCUGUGCUGCAGCUCAGCGGCACUUUGAUGAAGAACCUGUCAGGGUGACAGACGGUAUGGGCAAUAUAGAAGAAAAUCAUACAGACCCUUAAAAAUGCAUCGUCAAUACCCAGUGGAUGUAUAGACCCUUGAGAAGAUCACUGCUAAAGUUGGCAUAUUUCAGUCUCCCAAGUAAAUUCUGCUCUGUCCUGAAGGGGAUUGUUUCGAUAAGCAUGUCUUUUCAAUCUCGAGAGGGAAUUUCCUUAUUCAGGCAUCGGGUGUGAGGCUACAGGAUUCGAUUUUUUUUUUUUUCCAUUUCCUGUCUGCCUUCAUUUUUAGGCCUGUUUCAAGUGUUGGGUUAAAAUUUUGAAUUAAACUCUGUAACGUUGGCUGUCUUUCCGUCAGUCCAUCUUUUAAGUGCUUAUCCGGGACCAUAGUGUGUGAGGCUGCGGGGGUACACCCUAGAUGGGAUGCCGGUCCAUUUUAUGGAACAUUUCAUCAUAUUUACAUUCACUGGGCAAUUUAGAGACACCAGUACCUGCAUGUCAGCACAGCCACAUACGGCACAGAAGAGGGAUAAUGGUACCAGACAUCCACAUAUCCAGAUGGUGGGCGCCAUCUGAACUGAAGUCCUGGUUCUGUCUCAUGGAAGUGUGACGUCGUUGAUGAUGCUUACGAACGAUGUCGUCGUGGGUGCGACCCACGACGUAUCGACUAACACAGAGCUCGGUGCACAGUGCUGCUCGUAGCACUGGAUCGCUAACGGACUAUGACCACAGUUUCCACCUCGCUAAAACGGUGAAUUGUUUUGUAUAAUGCUGGUAUGCCGGGGGCUGCUGUUUUACCUUGGACCCACAGAGGUUUUUUUCCAUUUACUCAGGAGUUCUUAGUUCCUCUCCUCCCCUGUCAUCUGACUUUCACUUCCACGUGCCUUGUCGUUGAUUCGCGCACCAUUUCGUAUAAACGGUGCCGUAAUAGAUUGCGGCGCUCUUGUGAAGUGCUUUGGGGCAACUUGUGAAAGGCACUAUAUUAAAAUAAACUGAAUCGAAUUGAAAAAGUGACUGGCUGCAGGGCGACGUUCGCUGGCCGAACAGCUUCACCCGCCUGCUGCUGUUUGCCUUCCCACUUAAUGCGAUGGGAGCCUCUCGGGAGUGUCUCAUUUUACUCGUAUUUUAUCUCCUAACCCUGUCUAGUAAAGCGCAAAAGAAGGUUUUGUACCUGAGGCCGGGAGAUGGGUUUUCCAUCAAUUGCUCAGACAGUGUUCUGGACAUUAAGUCAGUAAAUCUGUAUAAAGAGGACACCCAUUUGUUAUCCUACAAUGGGUCAUCUGAUCCUAUGCGGGAAGCCAGCAGAGUGAGAAUCUCGGGGAGCCUACGGAACCUCAGCUUCACGCUGACCGAAAUAAACGACUUUGACUCUGGAAUUUACCUCUGCAAAUAUGAAUCUCCAAGCGGCGCCUCGUACGGUCGUGUCACGCUAGUUGCGGUCAGCGAUGAAUCUCCGUGCAGCCCUGCCCAUUCAAGUGAUUCAGCUGCUGGUGACCAAGGAAUGUUCCUCAUCCUGACCACUGUGUUCUCAGUGUCGUCUGUCUUCAUAUAUGUAGCCAUAUUCAUCAUCUGGCUCAUUACUAAGGUGAAGAAGUGCCGCGCGAGAACGGCGCCGGGCAGAUGUCCCGACAGCGUUUAUGAAGUGAUGCAGUUGCACGUGAGAGGUGCUGAAGCUUAGAAACGCUAGCAGGCAAAACUGUAGGUGGCAGAUUAUACAGCUGCAAUCUGCAGCAGCAAUAGUGCUGACAACAGAAAGUUUAAAGCUAAGUACGCGUUAGGAACAUCUGAUGCAUUACCUGUUACAUUACCGUAUUACAGAACAAUCAUUCUGGGACAAACCAUAUCUUGUUUUUUUCAUCCUGUUUUCUACUAAAAUAUGUCCAUUUUAAUAUAAGUAAGGCAAAAUAAUAAAAGCGUAAAAGAAUA